Messenger RNA from Peniophora sp. CBMAI 1063, 1968 nucleotides. Lineage: Eukaryota; Fungi; Basidiomycota; Agaricomycetes; Russulales; Peniophoraceae. The record is from the annotation of a GenBank genome assembly.
AUGACAAGCGAGACAAAGCCUACUCUGGAACCGCUGUCCCACCUACCUUUGGGACCGUUAUCUCUCCUACCCGUCGAGCUGUGGACCGAGGUCGCCAUCUUAGCGCAACUCAUCUGGCAUCAUGGAGCUUCAUCCUCUCAUCACGACCCCCACGCCGCCGUCGAGCGCCUGCAAAUCAGCAGCGAAUCUUCCGUGCCGCGCGCUGAACCGUGCUGCGAGCUCGUUCCCCGCCGUCGGCUUCCCUACUGCUGCAGAGUUCAUACAUCGCAAGUUGAACGAUCACCCGCACAUUGUCUUAUUCAAACCAACCACUUCUUCCGCGACCUCAUCUUCAAACGCCUCCCCUGGCUCUGGGAGUUUGACAAUGUGCUGUUCAAGAAAAUCGCGGGCUACUCUGGACGUGAGCAUAUUCCCAGGGACAAUCCUGAGGAGGGGCACAUGGUGCUGUACGGCGCGCGCAGCUUGAUCGUGACGCGGGCUUGUACUUGUCUCCUGAGAGUCAUGCGCCCACUCUAUGAUGUGCUGAAGGUGGUCAAAAUCGCGAUGCCCUGGGAUGCUCCCCUCAUCCCGAAUAGUCGCGCGGAGACGUUCUUCCUGAAUAAUCCCGCUGUGGCACCGAGUCCGCUGGAACACUUCGACCUCGAGCUAUUCGACAGUCCUCGGGCACCUGUGGGAAUCAUCGUACGCUGUAUAACGCGCGAAAACUUGUCGACAUUUCGUGGCGUCAACGUUGCAUUCUGCUUUUCCUCGAACCAGCUCACUUCGAUGUAUAUAUCCUUCCCGCACAGUCGUCGCGCGCGUUUCGGGGCUAGUUUCACCAACGGUCUCGUCAUGUGCGCCAGCCGGCUCGAGUACCUAACGCUCGAUGCCGGAAAUGGUGAGAUUGUAGGCGCGCGUGUUUUGCGCCUCCCGAAGUUGCGCUUUUUGCGCGUCGUCUUGCCCAUCACAGUUUGUGCCAAACUGCUCAGCCGCAUGGAUCUGCCCGCACAAUUGGACAUCCAUCUUGAACCCGUCGUGCAGUGGCGCUCACAGGCUGCUCGUCGGGUCAAGAAGUUCUUCAAGUCCCCGCAUCAAUGCGAAGCCCCUCUAGCUGAACUGGACGCCGAAGCGGACAGCCUUGACACGCAUCAUCUCCCGUGCGCAUUAUGGAGGUUCGCCUGCGCAUUGGCGGCCCCGGACCAGACCCGCUCCAUCUUCCAAGAUAUAGCCGACUUCGACAUACGGCAGGAAAACUUAUGGGACACGCUUCAAACCGCGUCUUUCGAGAUCCGGCAGGAUCCCUCGCACCAAGGAUGUGAACGCGAACCUCUACGGUUUCCAGAACUUGUCGGCGUUGUAUUCACGAAUAGCGUGGAGGACAUGCGCGUCUUGCAGGAGCGGCCUGGUUUGGAUUGGCGUCGUUCGUCCAAGCCAGGCGAAAAACAUGUAGCGCGUCGGUCGUUCGUUGUCAGGGAUGGCGUGAGCUCUGCUCAAGACCGGAACGCCUUGUAUCGCGCGACAUAUGUGAAGCCUUUUUACGAUGUCAUCGCCUACGUGACAAGUGUCAUAAUUCAAGGACAACCGGGCACGCCUUAUGAAGGCAAGCGCGACAUCGCCUCUCUGGUGAUCCCGAAGGGGUCAUUCAUCCCGCGCUUCUCCCUUGGGUGGCGUCAUUUACUUGUGGCCUGUAACACAAUUGUGGAACUCGUCAUACACCACUCUCACCUCGGCGAUCAACAUCAACAGUCGUCUACCGUAGCGACGCGGUACAUUAUACCGACCGAAUUAACAGCACUGGCUGUCUAUCUCAACGAUGUACCGGGACCCGGCCAGGUUCCUUGUCCUCAUUUACGAUGCAUUCGCGUCGUAUGCUGUACUGCGGCAGUUUGGGGCUCCGCACUGGAGCGGACAUGGGGACGUCUUUUGAACACGAAGCACCGUGUUGACGCGGGGGCUGUCGGCAUUCAAGUAAUUCUCACCUCCAUGUAA